AUGGAUCACAGUGUUUCUUCUCUCCAAUGCUUCUUCUUAAUUUCAUGUCUAUCUCUUUUGGUUUGUUCUAGCUCGAACAAUAGUUCCAAUUCAAGAAAGAAACCUAUUUUGAUAAACUUCGGUGACUCGAACUCCGACACCGGAGGAGUUCUCGCCGGCGUCGGACUUCCCAUCGGACUACCUCAUGGCAUUACCUUCUUCCAUAGAGGCACUGGUCGUCUUGGUGACGGUCGACUCAUCAUUGACUUUUUUUGUGAACAUUUAAAGAUGCCAUAUUUGAGUCCAUAUUUGGACUCACUCUCACCAAAUUUCAAAAAAGGAGUCAAUUUCGCAGUCUCCGGUGCCACGGCUCUUCCCGUAUUUUCCUUCCCUCUCGCCGUUCAAAUCCGCCAAUUCGUCCGUUUCAGAAACCGUUCUCAAGAACUUAUCUCUUCCGGCAGAAGAGAUCUUAUUGAUGAUAAUGGAUUUAGAAAUGCAUUGUACAUAAUCGAUAUCGGACAAAAUGAUCUUCUACUUGCUCUAUACGAUUCGAAUUUAACUUACACAACCGUUGUCGAAAAAAUUCCACCUAUGCUUCUUGAGAUUAAGAAAGCCAUACAGACCGUAUAUUUAUACGGAGGAAGAAAGUUUUGGGUACAUAACACAGGCCCAAUGGGCUGUGCACCUAAGGAGUUGGCCAUUAACCCGCAUAACGAUUCGGAUCUUGACCCGAUUGGCUGUUUCCGGGUACACAACGAGGUGGCAAAAGCAUUCAAUAAAGGACUCUCAAGUCUUUGCAACGAAAUGAGAUCUCAACUCAAAGACGUUUCUCUUGUCUACGUUGAUAUUUACUCCAUCAAAUACACACUCUCCAAAGAUUUCAAACGAUACGGAUUUGUCGAUCCGUUGAUGGCUUGUUGCGGGUUUGGAGGAAAACCAAACAAUUACGAUCGUAAAGCGACUUGUGGUCAACCCGGUUCAACUAUUUGUAGUGACGUAUCCAAAGCAAUUGUAUGGGAUGGGGUUCACUAUACCGAAGCUGCUAACCGGUUUGUUGCUGAUGCGGUUUUUUCAAACCGAUACUCUUACCCAAAAGCUCCCCUAGAUCAAUUUUGGUAA
Molecule: messenger RNA, 1098 nt
Organism: Arabis nemorensis
Lineage: Eukaryota; Viridiplantae; Streptophyta; Magnoliopsida; Brassicales; Brassicaceae
Source: the annotation of a GenBank genome assembly